Molecule: messenger RNA, 431 nt
Organism: Glycine soja
Lineage: Eukaryota; Viridiplantae; Streptophyta; Magnoliopsida; Fabales; Fabaceae
Product: cysteine-rich and transmembrane domain-containing protein WIH2-like
Exons: 3
Coding region: 95-322 (75 amino acids)
Cellular component (GO): plasma membrane
Source: RefSeq, a predicted model, not a curated record
UCCUUUCAUCUCUGAUUUGUGUUUUCUCUAGCUAGCUUUUCACUCCACACGUGUACGUGUUGAUCGAAAACACCUAGCAUUCUUCAAACUAAAGAUGAGUCACAGCAAUGAUCAAAACCAGCCUCAAGUUUGGAAUUCUGCUAUAGCAUAUGAGUCAAAGGACAUUGCACCGGGUCCUAAUUAUCAAGUUCCUCCACCUGCUAUUAUUACUCACGAGGAGAAGGUUCCUCCAAACGGAGAAACUAAAUUCAAGGGUGACGGAUUCUGGAGAGGAUGUUGCGCGGGCAUGUGUUGCUACUGUUGUUUGGACGUUUGCUUCUAAGAUUUCAGGAAUAUUAUGCAUACACUAUUGACGUGUACGUACUGGUCCCCUAAUCCAUCUACAUGUUAGAUAUCGGCCAAAGGAAUCUAAUUACUUAAUAGUUUAAUUA